Moneuplotes crassus is the source of this 1013-nucleotide messenger RNA. The record is from the annotation of a GenBank genome assembly. Lineage: Eukaryota; Ciliophora; Spirotrichea; Euplotida; Euplotidae.
UGAAAAUGGGUUGUGCAAGGUCAAAGGAAGAACCAUAUUGUAUCAGAAGGAGAGUUAACCAGGUCAUCUCUGAAGAAAAAAUCAAUGAUAAUUGAACUAGGCUUAAGUUUUUCACAUUGCCAACAAGCACAAAGAUAGGAAGCUCCACUUCGAACACGACUAAGAUCAACUCAGAUUUGUCUAAGCUAAAGGAGUUGGCCAUUUCUAAUUCAAAGGGAUUACCCAAAGGAAGAAAUAUUUCUAAUAGUAUGAGUCAAGGGCAAAAUCUGAACACAAUUGAAGACAGCCAGCUUUCAGAAAUGAACAACUUUUUAAUAUCCCAUCCUCCCGACAAUUCCAUAUUAGACAACUGCUAUCUAAUCAAAGAAAAUCCUGAUGCUCAGAUUCACAAAGUCGAAAUCUUCGGUACCAACUACGUCGAAGCUAUCCAACUCGAGCACAUUAUCAAAAACUCACUCAACGAAACCAGAACAAUUACCUCCUUCGCCUGUGGCUCUCGCUUCGACAUGAAGAAUAUGACCAAACCUGCCUGUGAGAUUACUCUAGGGGCCACUGAAGUUAUUGACUCUAUUACUCUGUGCUGUAAUGUUGGUACAAGAAGAAUCAGAGGAAUCGUAUUAGGCACUAAUUCUGAAAGAUGAGCUAUAAUGGAAGGAGAGAUUGAAGCAGAGAAGUUUGUUGACUUGCCAGAAUCUGCUAGGGUGGAGUCUGAUGUGGAGGUAAUGUCAGAAGAGCAGUUGUCGAGUUGUAGGGAUGUUAAUUUUGGACAUCUUUCUUCGAGGGAGAUUAGUUUUACAGAGUCGAAUGCUCCGAAGGUGGAGUCUAGGAGAGGGGAUAAGCCGUAUAAUGAUGAUUAUUUGAGGCUGUCGAGUAGAGAGAAUAAUUUCAGAUACCAAAUCAUGAAUUUAUAUGAAAUGAACCGCCAUUUGAUAGGGCUCAAAUGAAAAUUUGAAGAUUAUUUAGUGGACUUUGAAAUAUACCAGACGGACAUUUACAUUGAUGAAAUGAAUUAA